This is a messenger RNA of Paramecium tetraurelia, 836 nucleotides long. RefSeq lists its product as uncharacterized. The record is from RefSeq and is a predicted model, not a curated record. NCBI's taxonomy places the organism in Eukaryota, Ciliophora, Oligohymenophorea, Peniculida, Parameciidae. The transcript has 7 exons.
AAACCUAAUUCAUUGCAAUAAUGGAUAUGUUUGCUUUGAAGGGCUCGCAGAAUUCCUAUUAAGCUUAAUCUACUUCUCCUAUUUGGUCACGAGAUAUAGAAUAAUUAGUCAUGAUAAAAGUGGAGUCCUGGUUCAAAUAGAUAGAUAUUUAUGUUUUGCAGCUUUGAUCUAAAUAUUUUUGCAGACCCUAUAUUUUUUAUACUUUGAUAAUGAUUUUGUAUUGUCAACUAUCAAAUGCAUGGGCAUUGCAAUGCAAAUUAUGAUUUGCAAUAUUUUGGGAUCUAUUGUGGCUGAUGAAGAGUAGGCACCAAAAGUAUGGCGCUUUUAUUUUGUGGUUUUGGGCAGGCAUUAUUCAUAAAAGUGCAAUAGAUUAUAAUUGUGUUUAAGUUGAUUACCUAAUAGUUUCAAGUUUUGGACUGAUUUUGGCAGGUGGUUCAUUUUACAUGGGCAAUUUGGCAUUAGAAGGUCAUGUUGAUUAUAAAAAUAAAUUGGAUAUUGCAAGAUCUGGAAACAUUUAAGUUUAAUAACAUGCCCAAAAAUAUGAAUAAGUCUUAAUUAGAAUUAAAUAAAUCACAUUAAUGCAUUAUUGUGGAUUGCUACAAUUUGGAGUGUAAUUUAUGUUCGACAUAUUUACCUAUUUCAAAUGUGAAAAUUCAAGGGAAUGCACUAGUUAUUACAAUGCUACAUCGACUCUUUCGGUGUUUUUCUUGACUCUUUUCAAAUUGAUUGAAUUCACUACUCUUCCUGCUUCCAUUUUCUGGAUAUUUUAUGAAAUGAAUAAAGCUAAAUUCCAAGAAGAAGAUAGAAAUACAUUUGAGAUGAAUAUCACUUAAUGA